Molecule: messenger RNA, 2770 nt
Organism: Mytilus trossulus (common blue mussel)
Lineage: Eukaryota; Metazoa; Mollusca; Bivalvia; Mytilida; Mytilidae
Product: homeobox protein CHOX-CAD-like
Exons: 2
Coding region: 215-1222 (335 amino acids)
Biological process (GO): cell differentiation; regulation of transcription by RNA polymerase II; embryo development
Cellular component (GO): nucleus
Molecular function (GO): RNA polymerase II transcription regulatory region sequence-specific DNA binding; DNA-binding transcription factor activity, RNA polymerase II-specific
Source: RefSeq, a predicted model, not a curated record
AUAAACUUCUUGUGUAUCAAUAAAACUGACAACAUUCAAAUUUCAGGUAAUAAUAAAUUGAAAAUGAGGAAAGUCUGCAAUUGAUUUACCUGUCAAAUAUCCAUCUAUUUCGAGGAACAGUUUUUUGCCGUGUUUUAGUGAAUUUCCAAUUUUGUGCGAUUCGAACGAACUUAUUUUAAAAAUUUGUAUGGACAGAUAGUAUUUUGAUUGUACUAUGGUUUUGUGUCAGGAGACACCUUCAAAUUCAAUGUAUCAGACUAGAACAUCACCCCCAGCUAACUACAAUUUCGGACAUUUUCCAGGAUACGUUGGACAAAAUGGACAUUAUGCUGCUCAACCGCAUGGAUUUGAACAGUUUAACAUUGACCCAUCAUCGGCCUUUCAACAGGCUCAGUGUUAUCCUAUGUAUGGCCCAGGUAUGACGCGCCCAGAAGAAUGGAAUGGGACGGGAAAUAUGAACUAUUCGCCAAUGAACAAUGCAACUGGUACUGUCAGUCCGCAUUCCAUGAACGCUAUGUAUCAAUACAGGAACGAUUAUGUCCAGACUCACUGCGGCAAUGGAAACAUGAAUAAUAUGUCUACGUCACCACAGCCCACGGGGUCCCCUACUACAUCAACUGGGUCCAGUGGGAGCAAUGGCUCACCUUCCAACAAACAGAUAAGACCCCCGUAUGAUUGGAUGAAGAAAACCUCCUAUGUUCCAACGGGUCCACAACCAGGAAAGACCAGAACCAAAGAUAAAUAUCGGGUUGUUUACAGUGACCAUCAGCGUUUAGAACUGGAGAAAGAGUUCCAUUACAGUCGUUAUAUAACAAUUCGUCGAAAGGCCGAACUUGCUCAAAACCUAGGCUUGUCAGAGAGACAAGUUAAAAUAUGGUUUCAAAAUCGCAGAGCAAAAGAGCGGAAACAGAAUAAAAAAAGAGGUGAUGAUAUCAAAAUAGAAGAAUAUCACAAUGAAACUUCCGGUCACAUUCCCAACAUGCAGCACCAAGUUCACAGCUCACAGACACCCACAAUGCAGCAGGUUACAAUAAAACAAGAUCCUAUUGACGAUUAUCCGGGUCCUCACGUGACGAUGCAAAUACCAAUGUCCGAUCCAUCCGAUAAUCACGUGUCAACAUCUCCCAUUCAGACUCCUCAUCACAUGACAAGCUCAGUUUCGGACACUAUGACAAACAUUAAAGUAGACACCGGAGAACCUCCGAAUGUUAUUCAAUCAUAAAGAUAUUGUAUCAUAUUGAACGAAAUUUGCUAAAAUUCGAGCUCAGCUUCCAACAUCUUGCCAGAUUAUUUUCAUUUAACAAAGAUGGCUAUAUGUGCACAGAGAUUGAGUUUUGUUGCCAUGACAAGACUGAGAUUAAUUAGAAAUAUGAAGGGGAGACAAUUACAUGAAUAAUUGUAUAAAACAUUGUUAUGUUCUGUAAAUAAUAUUCUAUAUUAAAACAAUUAAUGUUAAAUUCAAUUUAAUAUUGAGAUCGACAAUAAUAAUAAAGAAAAUACACGAAAUACAAAUGUGUGAACAAUAAAUUUGCCAUAGAUAUGAAAACUGUCGCCCAGUCUUAUUUAAUUGUCAACAAGUUGUAUUUGUUUAUACACUAGAAGUAUAUCGAAUUUGUACAAGAGGUUCGAGUUGGAAAUUUAUUGUUUUAUUACCGGGUCUAAAUCUCUCCAGUUCAUCAAAAUUCUAUCUUUUAUUGCCCUCUUAAAACCGGAGAUAAGCUAGGAACACAUUUUAGAGUGCUAUUCCAACAUGACUUGGAGUAUUUAACAUAUUCCACAAGGCUCUGGGAUAUCACCCGACUUCUUUGCACGAUACGGCACUUUUGAUAGUUUGAUUUUAUGGUGUUUAUGUAAAUCGAUAUUACCUAAUUACAAAUUCUUACGAUAACAAUUCCCGAAGCAAAUGUAGGCUAAACUUUUUCGAUAAAAAUAGCAGAGAAAUAGGAAUAAAAGGAUACGCAACGAAAAAUGUCAGUGUUUUCAAGGAGCCUGUAAUUCAUUGGUUGUUCUUUGUUAAUUAUGUGAAGCCUGGGAUCCGGCCCAAUCUAGCUGCGCGUCGCAAGGAUUAGCCAGGACCCCAUGCAAAAUUAUGUGUUACAUACUUGUUUUCAGUUCAUUUUUGGUAUUUUGUUGUUAGUUUUCUCGUUUUAAUUGUUUUAAAUUUGUCAUUUCGGGGCCUUUUAUAGCCGACUAUGCAGUAUGGCCUUACUCAUUGCUGAAGGCUGUACAGUGACCUAUAGUUAUAAAUUUGAUCUCUUGAGAGUUGUCUCACUGGCAUUAUUUUUAUAUUGAUGCUGUAUACCAAAAUACUGGCGUCAUCAGGGAAUUGCAGAUAGAAUCACAAAAUGUCACGGUCCUGAAAUAGAUGACAAGCAAAAACAAACAUUUGUUAGAUAAGUAACAGAAUCGUGACUUCAUCAAAUUUAACAUUGCUUAUACUGGAUGCACAAAUAUAACUAAAAGUUUUGAAACAUAUGCUUAUAAGAACUUACUAACUGGGUAGUGUUUUCCAAUUUUCACUAAGGUAAGGUUGGUGUUUUUAAAAAAUCUAUUUCAAACGGGUGUAUUUUUUUUCUCAUUUUUUUCAACCGUCUACUGGGAGUUGUCAAGCAUUAUCCUUAUUGUCCAAUUCCAAGAAAAUCUCCCCUUUUAAACGCAAAACCAACCAAGCACUCGCUUGAUUUUAGAACAUCCAAAUACGAAAUAAAUGAUGAAUAUUGAUCUGUUUUAUAGAGUUCUUAUAUCAUUUCUCAUGUUAAGCUAUUACAGA